Molecule: messenger RNA, 3081 nt
Organism: Perca flavescens (yellow perch)
Lineage: Eukaryota; Metazoa; Chordata; Actinopteri; Perciformes; Percidae
Gene: fastkd4
Product: transforming growth factor beta regulator 4
Exons: 11
Coding region: 720-2618 (632 amino acids)
Biological process (GO): regulation of mitochondrial mRNA stability; mitochondrial RNA processing
Cellular component (GO): mitochondrial matrix; ribonucleoprotein granule
Molecular function (GO): RNA binding
Source: RefSeq, a predicted model, not a curated record
UGCAGGCGAGGCGCAGUUCAUCUCGAACGAGCCAGCGGCGUCUGCCCGGUGUGCGACAGUAUUAAUCCUCCGUGCGGAAGGCAGAAACACCGUGAGCGAUACAACGUUGGUAACAACAACAGCAUCGAGGAUUUUUAGUAAUCGAAUUAUUCGAGUUACUCGAGGAAUCGUUUCAGCCCUACUUUAUAGUUAGUUUUAAUUAAGGUGUUAUAAUAUUUUGCCAAUUACAUUUAUAUCACGAAAUAUUAGAAACUACAUAACAGACUGCAUUAUUUUACCUAACGUUAGCUACGUUUAAGAAAUGAGAGUAAAAUUAUUAUCCAAACUUUGCUAAUGUUAAUGUUGAGUGCCCCGACACCUAAUUACACCAGAGCUGUCACGCCAGUUGUGACAGUAAACGGAGCUAACGCUACUUACCCAACCGUAGCAUAAUAUUAGAAAAUCACAUUUUAGUUGUGACUUUGCUUGUUUGUAGUACAAUUUAUUUGGAAUGAGUCGAACAUUUCUUGCCAAUCACAGCUGCAUCCGCGGGUCAUGUGAUACUACUCCUUGACGUCAUUUUCUUGCGACUACAGACAGCUCCAUGUGAACAGCUUUCACCAAAGUUAUAGUUAAUUACGGGUUGUGUGUGGGAUGGUGACGCCAGCUGCUGAAUUGUGAGAAGCCUUUUCUCUCCUCUCCUUUCCUUCCUGUGGCCACUGUCUUGUCUCUCCGACCCAAUGGCCGGCCGCCUCUUGGGCAGAUAUGCCCGUCUGCUCUUCAGAGCCUCCUUCCAGACUCCCGCUGCUGCCUGCCUGCCCCCCCCUAUGGCUGGGUCUGCAGAGGUGCAGAGGACUCAGGGCUGGCCACGGGUCACAGAAAGGUUAAUGUGCGAGGGAAGGACAAUUUCCAAAGAAAACACCUUUCCAAAUAUGCCUACACGCACCCAGCUGGACGAGUUGAUGGAAAAGGCAGCAGUGCCAGAGGACAUCCUGCUGGCCUGGGCAGAGCAUGGACGGAAUGGUAAUCAAGCUGCUAAUGCACUGAUGAAGUGGACUCAGUUGGUCCUAAGGACGAAGGGCAAGUUUAAGGGACAAAAACCUGAACUGAUGAUGGAUUCAAGGCUACUGGAUAUGAUGGAUACUGUAUCUCAGCAGGUGUCUGCAGUGUGGAAUGGCAAUCUAGUGUCUGUCUUGCAAGCCUUCUGGAUUAUGGGUGUGCCAUCUACUCAUUCAGUACUCAAUUCUGUCCAGACUGAGGUCCUGUGGCGAGUCCGCAGGCUAACCUACAAGCAGCUGGGCUUCCUGGCAGAUUGGGGAGCAGGCAGGAAAGGACAGCAAGAUGUGGCAAUAGUGAAUGCUGCAAUAAAACAGCUGGAACUGCGCUGGACUGAAAUCGCUGAUGCUAAAACUGUCAGUGCACUGAUAUCCAAUGGACAACGCAUGUCGCCUACCUUGAUAGACCGACUUGAAGACAAGGCUUUGGAGCUUGCAGAGGGAUUUUCAGCAGAAGAGAUCCGCAAAGUCUGUUUAUCUUUGGCAGCUCAGAGCCGCAGAUCUGUCCCGCUGCUCAGAGGUCUGUCCUACCACCUUCUUCAGAAGCCAUCUUCAGAGUUCACCACUCCACUAAUACUGGACAUGGCUUUUGCAUACGGGAAGUUAAAUUUCCACCAUUCUCAGGUAUUUCAGCGAAUGGCCUCGGAGUUGUUACCCAGAGUCCCUGAGCUCAUUUCUGCUGAUGUCACACGCUGUGCUAAAUCACUGGGCUUCCUCAAAUGGCUCCACAUCCCUCUCUUUGAGGCCUUUGCUGAGCACUACACAGCAAACAGUGAGAAGUACAGUAGCCUUCAGCUCUGUAAUCUGCUCAUGACUUUUGCCAGACUUAACUUCCAGCCCAGCAAUGGAGAAGAUUUCUAUAGCAAGGUUCACUCUGUGCUGGAGCACUCUCUCUCAGGCCUGGAGCCCUUCUUGCAGACAGAUGUGGUUUGGGCUCUGUGUGUGCUGCAGCAGGCCAAGCCCCACUACCUCAUCCCCCUCACACAACAGAGUCACGUUACCAAACUGUCAGAGGGCAGUUCAGCUCGAGUGGAGAACUACCAGCUGAAGCUCCUUCACAUUGCUGCUACACUCCACUUAGAGCAUCCGGGCUCCUCAGAAACUCCAUCCUCCCCGAAUUCCCUGUCUGUCCCGGCCAGCAGUUCCCCCCUCUCCCCUCUGCAGAGCAGUCUAAGAGGGGCUAUACAGAGUUUGGUGGGUGGGAGGACAGAGGCCCUUCGCACUGGAGUUGACACUGUUUAUGGAUGGACUAUUGAUGGUGAACUGGUAGUGGAUUGUGACAACAAGCCAAUUGACAUGUUGAUGCUGAAAGCCCCUCAUCUUCCCAGUGGAGGAGGAGACCAGGCUUUACCUGUAGGGGCACAGCGGCUUGCUUUCUUGGCUUGGGAAUUUCCAAACUUUUGCUCAAAGAGUAAAGACCUUCUGGGGCGGUUUGCAAUGAUGAAGCGACAUCUCCAGUUGGCUGGCUUCAUAACAGUGGAGGUACCAUAUUAUGAGUGGCUGGAGCUAAAGACAGACUGGCAAAAAUUGGCAUACUUGAAGGAUAAAAUGGGGAAGGCUGUGGCCGAGGACAUGGCCAAGUGAACCGAUCAGUCUUGAGCAAAUCUGCAAACUCAGCUGAAUCAGAGCUUUCCCAACCAAAUGGGACCACGGGGAGUACACACGCACACCCACGUUCACACUCCGAACGGAGCAGCAUUGCAGAAAAGCUCUCUCAUACUUUGCCACAGAAAAAAAAAAUCAUAUUUUAACUCUGGUUCCCUUGGCAACGUGUGGGGCUUUCCCUGUUUCCAUGGUGAUGACGAGCAAGAGUUUUGGAGCUAGAGAGAAAGACGGAAAUAAACACAACAGUGAAUCUUUCUGUAGAAAUGAAAUAAGUCUUUGCAUCUGCGAGUGACAUGUCAAAACAGAAGCACCCAGGCCAUUUGUAUAAUUUUGGCCAGAACGUUAAUGCGGCUUAAUAUUAUCAUGUGAAUUGAUUGAAAUAACUUAAUUAUCUCUGUGAAUGUGUCGUCUUGUAAAGAAAUAAAUUGUUUUAUUUCCAUUU